Uloborus diversus is the source of this 9432-nucleotide messenger RNA. RefSeq names its product zinc finger MIZ domain-containing protein 1-like. NCBI's taxonomy places the organism in Eukaryota, Metazoa, Arthropoda, Arachnida, Araneae, Uloboridae. Gene Ontology annotation, molecular function: SUMO ligase activity; zinc ion binding. Gene Ontology annotation, biological process: regulation of transcription by RNA polymerase II; protein sumoylation. The record is from RefSeq and is a predicted model, not a curated record.
CAAAGCGGCAGAGAUGAUAUGGAAAGUUCCUUGUGCCUUUGCUUCUCGGAUCCAUGCACGUGCACCAUGGAAAAAUAUGACUAUUCCUGUUUCAGUGAGUCCUCGUCGAUGGCGCCACUGGGCUGGCAGCAGGCCCCGGGGGCCCCUCCCUCACAGGGCCCACAGCAACAACAGCAGCAGCUCUCCGUGGUGACGACGGUUUGGGGCGUCACGACUAGCACCCAGAGUGGAGGACCCAUGGCCGGAUCGUAUGGUGGCACCCACACGACGAUGGCCCAGGGGGCCCCUUACUCCGGGGGCCAGCCUGGGGGGUACUACCCGGGAAGCAUGACGCCCAAGUCCUACCCUCCUGGCAUGGGUAACAGGCAAAACGGGCCUGGUUACAAUGGGUACACACCAAAUCCUUCCCCAAUGUCUGGUGGAAUGCCUGGGACGUUGCCGAAUGCUGGUCAUAACACUGGAGGUGACUUCCAAGCUUCUCAUUCAGCAUUGAGUGCUGCAGCUCUUGUUGCAGCUGCCGCUACAGCUACUGCAACAGCAACAGCCAGUGUUGUUGCAAUACAGGAACGACAGCAAGGCAAUGGUGUUGCGAAUCAAUAUGGUCAGAUGCCGACCAUGCAAAACUCUCCGUACCAACCCAACUAUGGACCCGGACACCAACGAAUGCCAACGAAUCAACCAAUGAACAAUGGAAUGAGUGCAAAUAUGGGUAAUCCUAUGGGUAACUCUUUGAACAAUAUGGCAAAUCAUAUGAACAAUACAAUGAUGAACAUGUCAAACUCAGUGACGCCAAUGGCGAUGAAUGGACCUAUGGGCAUGAACUCUAAUGCCAUGAAUAAAUCAAUGGCUGGUGUUGGUGUUGGGAGUGCUGUGCAGCCUCCUCAUGCACCUAUGUACAGUGGCACGUCUCCUGGCAUGAUGCCCCAGGCCAGGAGUAGGAUGGCAUCUUACCCUUCUCCUCAACAACAUAUGGCACAAAAAAGGCCAACACAGUACAAUCCUAUGGUGCAACAGUAUGGUCCUGCAGGAAUGCAGCAUUAUGGAGCUGGUGCGCAACACACUUUCAACACUAAUCAAUACCCCGGUGCACCAGCUAAUCAGUUUGCAAAGCAGCAGCAAUACAAUCCCUCUGUACAGCCACAAGCAAUGACAAACCCCAACUACCUCACUCAGCAGCAGAUGCGGCCUAGCAUGAGACCUCAGUCAAAUCCAUAUGUCAAUCAGGGAGGACAGUAUUAUUCUCAAGGACAGAUAAAUGGCACACCACCUCAUCAGGCCCCUGCAUACGAUCAACAGUAUGCUCCACAGUAUCCUCAACAGAACAUGCAACGAAACCUAAACUAUCAACCAUCGCCAAUUCCGGGCAAUCCCACUCCUCCAUUAACUCCUGCAUCAGGAAUACCUCCUUACUUGUCUCCGAAUCCCGACUUAAAGCCAACUUUUCCUGAAAUGAAGCCAUCCUUGCCUGCACAAAAAGAUGACGAAUUGCGUCUCACCUUUCCUGUUCGGGACGGCGUCAUAUUGGCCCCAUUUCGACUGGAACACAACCUUGCUGUAAGCAACCAUGUCUUUCACUUAAAGCCAUCUGUACAUCAAACACUCAUGUGGCGGACGGAUUUGGAACUACAGUUAAAAUGUUUUCAUCACGAAGACCGGCAAAUGAACACGAAUUGGCCAGCCUCUGUUCAAGUCUCUGUAAAUGCCACACCUCUUUGCAUCGACAGGGGAGAGAACAAAACAUCACAUAAACCAUUGUAUUUAAAAGAAGUUUGUCAGCCAGGCCGGAAUACUAUUCAAAUUACAGUCACUGCCUGUUGUUGUUCCCACUUGUUCCUGUUGCAACUUGUCCAUCGUCCCACGGUCCGAUCUGUCCUACAAGGUCUCCUCAGGAAGAGGUUACUUCCCGCAGAACACUGCAUCACAAAAAUUAAAAAGAACUUUACCAGUGUUGCAGCUACUGCAAAUAAUGCUUUAAAUUGUGAGGAUGGUGUUGAACAGACUGCUAUCAAAGUGUCUUUGAAAUGUCCAAUCACAUUUAAAAGGAUAACCUUACCUGCGAGGGGACAAGAAUGCAAGCAUAUUCAAGGCUUUGAUUUGGAGUCAUACCUUCAGCUGAAUAGUGAAAGAGGUGCCUGGCGAUGUCCUGUGUGCAAUAAACCUGCCCUAUUAGAAGGUCUUGAAGUAGAUCAGUACAUUUGGGGAAUCCUGACGAACCUCAGUAAUUCAGAUAUUGAGGAAGUUACUAUAGAUGCCACCGCAAGCUGGAAACCAGUACCAAUCAAAGCUAUUAAAGAAGAGCAUGAUGACAACAUGUGUUCUGCUCCCAAACGUUUCAAAGCGAUGUCUCCGAAUAGUAUGACAAUGCCAACAACAAGUUCGUGGGAGAUGGGUCAGGGUCUUUCACCGUAUUCUGCACUGCCUCCACCUGAUAUGAACAGUAUUGCAAAUGGACCAAUGAUGUCAAAUGGAGUGAGCUAUGGUAGUGCCACAAGUGGUUUCGAUUUCCAUUCCCAAGCAUCUGAUUUCAGCAGUCCUCUUUCCCACCUAAAUGAAAGUGUUGCGUCACUCGACCCUCUUGCUGCCAUGGAAAAGUCCUUAAUUCACCAUGAGCAGCAAAUGGGACCUCCUAACCUCCAUGAUCAAACUAAUUCAUCUCUCCGGCACCCCCCAACCACCGCACCAAGAACAAGUACUCCUCAUCAGGCUCAACCUGCCACCCCUUCAUCCCAGAGCCAGUCCAUCAUGCAGCAUGGUCCUCAUACGCCGCACACACCUCAUACGCCUCACACCCCUGGUGGGGGCCCCCCCAGUGUUCCUCCAUCUUCACAGAAUGAGAGCAACAGCCAAAACACAUCGCACUCAUCCCCGAAUAGAGAUCAUUCCUCACUCACGCACGCUCCAGACUUAAGUGAUCUCAACUUUGAUCCUGCUGCAGUCAUCAAUGGCGAAGGACAAGGUCAAGAAGGGUUAAAUCUUUUACCGGAGAGUGUGGACCCGAUGGAACUCCUAUCGUACCUGGACCCUCCUGAUCUGGGUCCAACGACAGGUAGCAGCAAUUGUGGAACAACUGCUGUGAGCUCCACGCUAACCACUGCCACAAGUAACGUCACCACAUCGUCUUCAAACAGUAAUAACGAUGACCUACUUGCCCUAUUUGAGACUUAAAGCAAACUUUUAAAGACAAUUGUUGCAAAGUUAUCUAUGUUAAAAUGUGUACAGGAAGCUAUUGUUGAAUGCUGUCUUAAAUCAAGGCCAGUGAAGUUGAAUACUAUUUUAAAGAGACUUUUAUUGAACUUCUGAGUAUUCAAGUUGUAUUAUAAGAGGAACAAGAAACACAAAACAAAGAAUAUAUUACAUGAAAUGUAAAUUCACCACAAGAAACUGGUUGAAUAUCAGUAUUCUUUUUUCAUUUUAUAAGUAUUAGAGCACAUGUUGUCAAAUGACACUGCUGUUGUUCUCGCCAAAAAAGAAGAAUAAAACUACAGAUCCUGUAAAUGACCGACUUUACAUCGCUACCAUUGAUAUGAUGUAAUUAACUUUGCAUUGUUAAAACCCGCCAGCAUAGAAUGUUUCAUCUUUCAUUUUACUCUAAAUUGUAUAGAACGUUGCAAAUAUAUAUAUUUCACCACAGACCUUUCUUUUUGAGGUGAUAUGGAAAUAAUAGUAGGCUGCUUAUAUUUUGUUUGGCUUGUAGAGAAUUCUUGCUGAUUAGUGGCAGAGAUACGUCAGCAAUCAUAUAUUGUAAAUAUACUCUGAGUUUUAGGUAAACUUAGGUGUAUUUUAAAGUGUUCUUUACAUAUAUAUUCAUAUGUGUUUACUGCCAUGUAAUAUUCUUUAUCUUUUCCUCUUGUUGUUCAUAUUUAUUGUGUGUCAAACCUCAACACAGAAUCAAAAAUCUGUUGGGUUCUAAAUAAUGCCCAUAGAAGCCCUGUGUUUUUACCAUUUCAUGGUGUUUGCACUUUCUUAGUAGCAAAAGCACUUGGAGAUCUUUUAUUUGUACAGUGGUUUUUGCCGUAGCUUGGUACGAGUUGCUGCUGAAAAAACUUACAGCAAAAGUUCAACUUUUACCCACUUUAGGAGCUUGAGAUUAAACAUGGGUUACUACAAGAGAAACAAAAGCUAAGGGUUUUAAAAUUUUUAUCCAAAUUGUCUACAAAAAGCCCAUUUUAAUACAAUUUCGCAAUAAUUUUGAAUCCAACAGGGCUAAAAGAGAUCAACAAGGAGGUUAUAGGAACAACGUUGCUUUAAAUUUAAAUUGGAAAGGACGUAUUAUGUGUUAGAAAACAAAAUUCACAAUCAAUAAUUCAAAACAUGAUUGUUUUAUCAAGUUCGUAUCUUUUUCGCAACAGGUUUUUACGCGUGUGAACAAAUUGUAAAAAAUUACUUAAUUUUGACAAUCCUAGUUGUACUUAAUGAAAUUGUUUUGCAAAGUUUUUAUAUUUCUAUACAUGAUAUUGUGAGUGAAAAAUUUGUUUUGUUCAAAGCAAAUCGACCAUAUUUUGCCACUUAUCCGAAUGAAGUUUCUUAAUUUUGUGUGGAUUCAAUAUGAUGUGAUAUAAUCAUAUUCAUCAAUAAUCAAAUUCUUACUAUGGCUUUUAAUUUAAAUUAAUAUUCUUCGAAUAUUUAAAGUGAAAAGAUUAAUUAGAAAGCCCCUUUGUAUAUCAUGCUCCAUCAAAUAUGUGUACGGAAAAAAAAGGCGCAAUUUCUACGAAUAUUAAGGGUUUUUUUUUUUUUUUUUUUUAUCGUUUCACUUUUUGGAUACAAUGUUGAAUAUAUUUAAAUCUGUUUAUAAAUGUUGGUCUCUGCAUUAAGCUUGUAAUUUGUUAGAAACUUGUGAAAUUAAAGCUUUUUCAAGUGGAAGAAAACUUAUUCUUUUUCUAUUUUAGGCUCUUUCCUACAGUGCAUGAUAUAAAAAGGGAGGAACAAAUUGUUAGCCCCUGAAAUUAAAUAUUUCAAACUAAAAAAAGUUUUUUUCUUUUAUUUCUGCGCAAUACUUUGCAAAAUUAUGUACUAAAACUUUUAAGGCACAAAAAACUAAUCACGCACACAAAGUCGCACAAAAGAUUUUAAAAACAAAAUGGUGCUAUGCUUUAUUUCUUAAUGUCUGCUUGUUCACUUCCAUUCAUAUCACAAAUAUUGUGAAUUGUAAAGUAUUAGAAUAUGUAUGUUUAAACUGUUAUCAAAUAUGAUGAGAGUGGCCUUUUAUAAAAGUUAUUAUUUUAUUAAAAACUGGUUAAGUAGAUUUUGAAACAGGUUGAGUGUAUGUAACUAAAUUAUAAAUAGGUUUUUAGCGAUCGUAUAUGUACUUAAAUAUAGAAAGUAUAUAAGUACUUUGCACUUCUAUUUUAUGAACCGUGCACAGGAAAAAAUACGAAGUACAAUCAUAAAACUAAAAAGUAAAUUUUUAGUUAGUGUAAUAUUGUAAACAUAAGCUUAUUUUUUACUUUUUGCAUGCAUAGCAUGUUUCUGAGUCUUUUUCUGCCAUGGCUCUUCUUUCAAUUUAGUUGUCGUAUAUGCAAGCAAUUAAUAAUUUUCAUCAAUUUUUACCAAACUAAAAUCAAAGAUUGAAUAAACUCUGAUGAAAUAAAGCCUAACCUUGACAAUAUUUACUUCUUUUUGGGGGAGUCCUUUGAAAAAGGAAAGUGUUAUUCAUGUGGAUUGAAGUUGAAAUACCUUCGCCAUAUUACUACAGUCGGACCCCGAUUUAAUGAAUUCAUUGGGACCGAAACUUUUACAUGUUAAAUCGGGGUUAUUGGUAAUAUCGGGGUGUGAAGAUUUUUUUUUUUUUAAGUGCACUUACCUUAUCUAAAACCCCUAAUAAGCAACUGCGCAAAAAUAUGCAUAAUUAGAAAGUGAAACUAAAUUAGAAACUUUUUAUUUAGCAUUUCAGGACUUAUUACAUGCUAUUUAAUUUGAAAUUUUAAACUACUAACACUAAGUAAUGAUGUUUGGCACUUUUCUUGAUACUUAAUUGGAAAUAGUUCUCUUUCGACCUAAUGGAGAGAAGAAGAUAUUGUGUCAUUUGCGGCCUGCUGCAUGAGAUAUGUUUUUUCAGUUUCCAGGCCAUAUAAAGCAUUUGAAAAAGUAAGUUUUAAUGGGAGUUUCACUAUCAAUUCUCUGCAUCAAAAUCAGUAUUCGUUGGUUGCCCCUGCGCCCACCAAAGAUUGCUGAUUGAUUCCAAGAAAAGUCUCUUCUAUUUCGGACAAUAUAGAUAUAAUGUUUGAAAAGCAAUCCAAUAUUUUCAAACUCAAAUUAACAAAAAAAAAAAAAAAAAAAAAAAAAAAAAUCGGCUAUUAAAAUAAUUCAUUAUUCAGGGUUUUUUAUUCUGUUAAUAGGGGUUUUUGCCUUCAUUUUUGUCGGGGGGAAAAAUUCGUUAAAUAGAGGUUCGUUAAAUCGGGGUCUGACUGUAUGAAGAAACACAACUUAACUCAAUGCAGAUCACCUUUCCAUAUUUCACUUGAUAAAUUCCAUGAAAAGAAGUUAACAAUGUCAAGAUCAGAGCCAUAUUAUAGUUUUCAAUCCUCUUUCUGAUUCGAAAAAUAAAAAUUAAUUAAUAAUUUGUUAAAAGAAUUCUAUGAAUGUCUGAUUAAAUUGCCUUUGUCCUUCAUUAAUAUUAGAGUAAAAAUUUUAUUCCUAACAUUUUCAUCUCCUUAGAGAAAAAAAAAAUCAGGGAAAAUUGUUUGAAAAAGCAAUUUACCACCUGCAUUUCAUGAGAGUUAUUUCUAAUACUUUUGAAAAAUUAAUGUUAAUUCAAGUUAACUCUUUUGAUGGAGAAGUUCAUUUUUGUAAUUACUUGAAAGUCUUUAAAGCAUUUUCAACCGCCAAAACACUGAGUUAAGUGAAUAUAAACCUUUUAUUAUAGCUCUAAUAUGCUUUUUUUUUCUAUCAAUGUUUUCUCUUUCAUUCUGAAAUACAUGCAAAAUUUAAUUGCAGAAAAUAUUUUCUACUGUAUGUUUACAUUUGAGUAGAUUACUAAUACUAUUGUGAUCUAUUAUAUUAAUUUAUUAUUUUAUUUAGUUAAAUAUUUAAGAUAUAGGGAUUUUUUAAUGUGGUGUGUUUUACAAUGACAUUUGAGACUUUUAACCAAACUUCCCAUAAAAAAACCUAAUUGUUGAGAAUCUUAUUUUUAAAGAGUUUUUGUUAAUAACCGCAUUUGUAUGUCUUAGUUUGUAUCAAAAUUUUUAACGUAUAUAAAUUGAAACAACUUUCUCUUGCAUAUGACCAUCGAACACAUAAUCUUCGUAAGUGAUAUUACUAUAGUUCACAAUUUAGGAACCUCAGAUGUUUAAAAGUAGACUAGGUGCUGUAUUGUGUGUGCAUACUGUACAAAUAUGUAUUCCUGAAAAUGUAAUUGCGCUUGUCUUUAAUGUGUGUUGGAGAGAACCUAAACAAUUACAAUCUCAGGGUUUUCUGUAGAUAAAAUGCUGCUGUAGAUUUCAUUUGCUUAGUCUGUGAUUUUAUUGUUGAUUUCUGUGUUACAUAUCAAUCCCAAAGUUUGAUUUAAGUGAGUUCUCAUGACGUCGUGUUACUUAUAGUCGAGGGCACCCUGAUAGGUCGCUGUGACCUUCAAAAGAUUUCCUUAUUCGCAAAUUUUCUCUGAUAAAUAGACAAAAUUAUCAUAAUUUGGCAAGUUUUGUCUGACAGCUCUACAAAAUUAUCAUCAUGUAGCAAAAUUUGGAGUUCCGUUCGGCAAAUUGAGAAUUUUCGACCUGCCAAAACAUUUAAAUGUGGGGUUGCCCCUCCCCUGGUUUUAGCAUGCAAUGAAAUAUUGAGAUGAAAAGGAAGUCAACACGAAGAGGAGAAAAGGGGGAGAAAAAGAAUAUUUUUCCUAAGGGAGAAAAUUUAAUUUAUUUGGAGACAACCUCAGUUUCUUUUCCUUUUUUUGGUAUUAAAAGAUAAAAUUAAUUUAAAUUCAUCGUAUAAUUUUAUUUUAUUUCAUGGCUUUCAGAAAAAUCUGAAAAUGUUUUCUGAUUAUAUCUGACAAAGAUGGUGUGAGAAAUAAAUGAAACUCAUAGUGGGUCUUUUAAACCUCGAGCUACUAUUAUUUUGUUCCCUAGUUCAGCCAAAAUUUACUUUUUCAAGGAAGCGGCUCUCAUAUCGAUUCGUACAUGAAAUUACUGAAGCUCCUGAUUGGGUGGGGAGUUAUAGAGAUUUUCACCUUAAUAUUGUUAAUAUUUUAUUCAAAAGAUCAUAGAUAUUAAUUUCCAAUCCUUACUCAUGCUUAGCAGAAUGCAAUUUUACUCAACAAUGUUAUGUUAAUUGGUCAAUUGCAGUGAAAUGACAAUAGGGUUGUUUCCUUCAGUCAAAAGUACUACUUUCAGGCACAGAAAUUGAUGGAAUAAGCAAAAAAAAAAAUAAUAAUAUGGACCCAGAAAAUACUUUCAUUUUCCCAACAGUUAUUUUUUAAUUUUUUUUUUUAAAUGUCCAAUUAUUCAAACAAGGCAUGGUCUUUAUGAGGUCAUAAAUGAUGUCCUUUGGUGCAUUUUUCACUGCGUUUCCAUGUUAUGAUAAUCAAGCAGCGAAUUAAAAAUUGCCUCUAUGCUUGCUAUCAACCAUAUCGUUGCCAGUACACGUGAAUAAAGAUUCAAAUUAAAUAUUGUGCUCUUCUGAAUGGCAACAGUGAAUUUCAUUUCAUCAUUUGUGAUGUUAUCGGCAGAAGCGUUAAACAAUGAAAGCGCAUCAAUUAAAGCAAUUUUUCAAAAAUAUUAAACUUAGUCAAAUUAUUUAAAAAGUGGUCAGAUCCUAUGUUUCUAAGCAUUCUCUUUCAGAAAAAAAUACUUUUAAAAUUUUGGAAACGAACCCAUUGCAAUAUUAGUUUUAAAAAAUUGCUACAUGGUAAAUGUUAAUUGUACUUCAGAGCUAUGUUUUUCCAUUUACAAAAAAAAUACCAUGCUCAAAUUUUCACAACGUUGAACAACCUAAUGUCUAUGCUUUUUUUGUGAACCAGUUUCAUCAUUCACACUCACCUCAUCGGAGAAAUUUUAAGUUUUUUUUGCAAAUUUAACAUUCCCCCUCCCCCCCAUAUUUUACAAGACGUCAUGCGUUCUUCUAUUCCUCUGGGCAGAAUUUUUUUUUCUAUCGGAUAAGUGGCAAAAUAAUUCCCUUUGGACCAAAUCUUUUUGAUACAUGCAAAACACUGAUGAAACGCUGAAACUUGUUGUGUUUGGUCUGAAAUGUCACUACUUAAAACAGGGAAAACAAGUGUAUGUGGUUUUAAAUGUGUGCUUCCCUACCUGUCUUCAUCUGCUGUACAUAAUGUAGGUAUUUUGUAUAGUAAUAUACAUGGCUUUUUAAAUGUAACAAAACAAUAAUCAGUGUCAUUCCCUACCUUCUUGGAUGCAAAGGAAAUUUCGCUUUUCUCCAGCUAGAUGCUACUGCUUUUAUGAUUUUAGUAAUAAAAAUUUUAAUAAAUAAUUUUGUUUUUGAUAAAAA